Molecule: messenger RNA, 1023 nt
Organism: Caenorhabditis remanei
Lineage: Eukaryota; Metazoa; Nematoda; Chromadorea; Rhabditida; Rhabditidae
Exons: 6
Coding region: 1-1023 (340 amino acids)
Molecular function (GO): heme binding; oxygen binding
Source: RefSeq, a predicted model, not a curated record
AUGGGAAAUACACAUCCGGGUGUCUCAUCAACACCGUCAAAAUCGUUCAAAGGAAAGCUGGGACGUCAAAGAAGAUUGUCGGAUCCGAGUCAAAAUCAAAACGUCAAGAACUGCCAUCUGGCACCAGGUUCUUCUGGAAAUUCUCAUUCUUGUACCACUCCUCCGACUAUUCAAAUUAAUGGAAAAGAGAGUUUCGAUGAGUACGAACAUGGACAAUUGAGAGCUAAAAGUGCGAGUACAGAUUUUUCAUCCCUUCGAUCCACAUCUCCUCCGUAUCAGAAAAACCAGAAGAACAGUGCUUCCGAACGUCGAAAAAUCUUCCUCUCCUCGUCCACAAAUCAGGAUUUCAGUGCAAGAAGUCUCGACGAUUCGAUGACAGCUAAAAUGAGUUGUAUGAUUCGAACAAAGUCUCAUUCUCCACUGAAACAAAUGAGGACUUAUUCGUUUCGAUCGAUUCCGAGUGAAGAGAAUUUGAUUGAUAAAGAAAGUUGUGAAGUCAUCUCAGAAUCCUGGAGAAUCGUCGAAUCUCGUUCCGCCUCUUCAAUCCCAACUGCCUGUUUCGGUCUCUUUGUGUUUCGUCGUGUCCUCUCCAAGAUCCCAAUGCUCUGUCCAUUAUUCAGUCUCUCAGAAUCUGAUGAUAUUUUCAAUCUUCCUGAAAGCCACCCAGUUCGCCGUCAUGCUCGUCUCUUCACUAAUAUUCUCCAUAUUUCUGUGAAAAAUGUGGAUGAAUUGGAAGCUCAAGUAGCGCCGACUGUAUUCAAAUAUGGUGAACGACACUAUCGACCUGAUAUUACUCCUCACAUGACCGAAGAAAAUGUCCGCAUAUUUUGUGCUCAAAUCGUCUGUACAGUUUUCGAUUUUCUCCGUGAAACAGAAGCAACUCCGAAAUGUGCAGAAUCUUGGAUAGAGCUAAUGAGAUAUCUCGGCCAAAAACUGCUUGAUGGAUUCGACUUCGCAAAGCUAACAGCAGAACGUAAAAUCUCAAUUAAUCGAAAUGAUCAUCAUCUCUUUCUUAUGUUGUGA